CAUUUUUGUUCAAAUUUCAAAUACUUUUUUAUUUAUAUAUAUAAACAUUUCUUUUAUUUAUUUAGUUUUCUUUUUUUUUUUUCUGUUUCAAAUUGUGUGUAUCAGUUUUUGUUGCAAAUCCCACGCUUUGUCCGUAUCCGAUCACUCCUUCAUCUGAUCUGUAUCGUCCGAAAACGCCAUUUUCUCAUUCAAUGAUUGUGUGUGGACUCUGAUUUGGCUUCAAAUUUUGUAAUUUUUCAUCUUCAUUCUUCAUUCAUUUCUUUAAUAUUUCGACUUGUUUUCCCUCCGAAAAUCGCUGCAAUCCCUGUCUUCAUUACCAGAUCGACCUGUCUCGAUCUGAGGUUGAGGAUUGCUUGGAUUAGCAGAAUCUGGAGGGUUUUGUUUAAUAAGAAAUAGGUUUAUAAAGUUCUUCCUGGUUGUAUCUCAAGGGAGAUUGCAAUGGAUGAAAGUGGUUCUGAAACUGAGAUAAAAGGUGUAAAAGAAGCACUUGGAGCUGGUCAACAGCUUCUUCAGAAGCUUUAUUUAGAGCUUGAUAAAGAAAGAGAAGCCUCAGCUUCUGCAGCAAGUGAAGCCUUGUCAAUGAUUCUUCGUUUGCAAGAAGAAAAAGCUGCUAUGAAGAUGGAAGCAAGUCAAUAUCAGAGAAUGGCAGAGGAAAAAAUUUCUCAUGCUGAAGAGUAUCUUACUAGUUUUGAAGAAAUGAUACUUCAAAAAGAGAUGGAAAUUGCUUCUCUUGAAUUUCAAGUCCAGGCUUAUAGAUAUAAACUCUUGAGCUUGGGUUGUCCUGAUUUAGGUCCCUGUGAACCUAGGUUUGCUGAUAAAUCUCUACUUCAAAAGGAGGUCUCUAGUGCUGAAUCUGGUGUAAGUGGCAAGGUGAGAAGAGCAAAGUCGUUGCCUCCGACUCAAUUCGAUGAAUUGUAUGACAGAGAAGAUGCUGCAGAAACGGAGACAUUUGAGGUUCUUAAACCAGAUUGCCACCCGAAUAUUGUGGAACGUCCUAACCAUUGUUCGUGGGAACAGAUCGAGAUCUUAGAUGAACAAAUAAAAGAAAUAUCUGAUUCUAGAGGAAGUAGUGAAGACAGAUCUGAAAGUUUGAAUAUUGGGAUGGGUGUUUGCCCCUCAAGCAUUCAUGAUAAAACUGAUGAGUCGAGGGCAGUUAAGCCUGACGUAAGCCCGAAAUGUUCUAGUUCAUCAAGUGUUCAAGACAUUUAUGAGAUCCCAGAGGCUGAUAUGGAUUUUAAAGGUUGUCGAAAUCGGAUCCAACUUCAGAAGAAGUUUCUUUUUGAAGGUGAGAAUGGACUAGGAAAUCCAGAACCAAUGCCGAUUGAACCAUUCAAACUGCACCAUAAAGGUGAGCAAACCAAGGCAAAGAAAGCUUCUAGUUGCAAAAGCCAGAAGAACAAAUCACCAAAGCUAAGGAGAGGGAAAGCUAUAGGAUCGAGCGCAAUUUCUGCUCGUCAACAAAUCGAUGAAAUUGUUGCUGAGUCUCAACCUUUUCAACAACUAUGCCACAUAAUAGAGAAGCUCGAACAAAACAAAACUAGUGCAAGGCAAGAGAUUACUGGUACAGGGGUAGGGGAGCUGUUGAAAGAGAUACAAGAACAGCUGAAUUCUAUUCAAUCUGAGAUGAAAAGUUUGCAAAUCAAGCAGCGCCCUGCACAGAAAAACUCCUUGUUCGAUCUUCUACAAGAGGCAAUGCUACACUGUUGGUUUUGAUCAAACAUUGUGUUCUCUUCUACCUUGUCACCCUACAGCCCUGAUGUUUAACAAAAGUUUUGGUUUUGACUGUGAGUUUGGUUGAUGAUUCUGAUUUAGUGUGUGUUUGAUUUUUUCUUUUUAACAUAUGGUAUAGAUUGGAUUUGAGUUCGUAGAAUGUAUAAAAUGUAGAGAUCAGAUGCUAUACUGUAUAUAAAUCAGUAAUAUGACAAGAGUGGAGCAUGUCUUUAGCAGAAAUGUAUCAAGGUAUUGGUUGUUGUUUAUUUGCCUCUAAAUCUUGAGUGAAAUACAGUUGUGUUUGUUACUUAAAUACAUACCCAUGUUGUUCUAUAGUUUUCA
This is a messenger RNA of Cucumis sativus (cucumber), 2052 nucleotides long. RefSeq lists its product as uncharacterized. Bases 439 to 1713 code for a protein of 424 amino acids. The record is from RefSeq and is a predicted model, not a curated record. Lineage: Eukaryota; Viridiplantae; Streptophyta; Magnoliopsida; Cucurbitales; Cucurbitaceae. The transcript has 3 exons.